This is a messenger RNA of Acanthamoeba castellanii str. Neff, 669 nucleotides long. Its product is annotated as sodium/calcium exchanger protein. The transcript has 6 exons. Gene Ontology annotation, cellular component: membrane; endomembrane system. Gene Ontology annotation, molecular function: calcium:proton antiporter activity. The record is from RefSeq and is a predicted model, not a curated record. NCBI's taxonomy places the organism in Eukaryota, Discosea, Longamoebia, Acanthamoebidae. Gene Ontology annotation, biological process: intracellular calcium ion homeostasis; calcium ion transmembrane transport. The coding region runs from base 1 to 669 and encodes 222 amino acids.
AUGGCGUGCACUGGCUGCCUGGCGGGCAAGAUCGAGUACAAGGACAACCAGCGCUUCCAGGACAAGGGCGAGCCGCUCAUCUACUGUGUCGCCGCCAUCCUUCCCUUUGCGUACCUGGUGGGCCUGCUGUUCACCCUAAAAACCCACUCGCACCUGUUUGAGAACCCCGAAGAGGAGGAGGGCGAGGGCGGCGGACACGAGGGACCCGAGUGGCCGGUGUGGAAGGCCGUCGUCGUGCUGCUCAUCUCCAUCACCCUCUUCUCCCUCAUCGCCGAGGAAAUGAUCAAGGCCAUCGAACCAACGCUGGACGCGAUCGGCAUCGAGCAGGCCUUCGCCGGCGCCACGGUCAUGGCGCUGGUGCCCUCCUCCGCCGAGUAUGUGAACGCGAUCACGUUCGCCAUGCACAACAACGUGGCGCUUUCGCUUGAAAUCGGGUCCUCGUCAGCAGUCCAGAUCUGCUUGUUGAUGCUUCCCGUUCUCGUGGGCUGGUCGGCCAUUGUGGACCACGAUGUGUCGAUCCUCAUGUUCCCCAUGUUCAUGGUGUUUGCGAUCAUCUUCGCCGUCAUCAUCGUCAACUACCUGUCAAUCGAGGGCAAGGCCAACUACUUCAAGGGAUGCGCCCUGGUCAUCGUCUACAUCCUCUUCAUCGUUGGGCUCUUCUUCCAAUGA